AUGCCUUGGUUCAGGUCAAAGGUGCUUACAGCGUGUGCGUGGGCGGCUCCUGUGCUCGCCGCCGUCCUACCUCAUUCCCAGGGUCGAGCUGCUCGAGCAGAGGACCUGCUGCAUCUCGACGUGCAGCACAAUUACGCGCAAGCAACCUUCAGCGUUCCAUGUAUUGGCUGUCUUGGCCCGGCUCACACGGACCAGAAUGACGAGUCUCUAAUCCUGAGCUUCACCAGCCAUGCCCAAGAUGACGCCUGCGGCUCUUCCAACGUUACCUUGAACGGAGUACAUCUUCCCCAGGAGUGGUCCGGAGACUUUGCCUCCGGCUCGGGCUCCUACCAGGCCCUCACCCACCUCACGCAGAAUGAACGCUUUUUGCAGCGCGACUUGGAUCUCGAAUGGAAGACGGCCUGUCUUCACGGCCACAGAGAAACAGAAGCUGCACAAGUCCUGACCGUUAACAUCAAGGCCAUUGACGGCCAACCCCUAGACACUCCCUCUGGUUUUACCAUUUCUUUCAAGCAGCACACCUCACCCCCGUCGCUGCUCAGGCUUGAGUCUGCCCCAGACCCUUCUGCCAGCAAUACCGACGUCGCUGAAUCUUGGCGCGAACCGCCCCAGGCUCUGCGUCUUGUCGUCUCUGACAACGUCGAGGUUUCAUCUCCCGCUACUGGAGCUCAGUCCUUAGAGGGCGAUAUUCGCCAACUAAAAGCGCUUGAAAGUGAACUUGAAGUACUCCAGUCGCUCAUCACCAAACAGAAGAAGCUUAUUCAUUCGCGGUUGAGAAAAGAGGCGCAACACGUCUCACAAGAACUGAGUAAUUGUGACGGCAUUUCUUGCAUCUUGAAGACUGUUGCUCACAAGGCUAUCGGCGCGUGGAGAGUAGCGUACAUCCGCUACAAGCCUGGCCAAAAGCCAAUCAACAUGGGCCGUCCGGAGCACAUUUUCCCCCAGGCACAUGAUCAUGUCGCACAGGUAGCACAGGUUUCUGAUGAUAGCUUGAGGGCCAGCACACCGACCCCUCAAGCGUACAAAGCGGAAGCAGUUGAACUUCCACCAAGACCUACCAAAGAAUCACCCUUCGUUUUGGCCAUUGAAAUCACCUUUGGCAUCCUUUGUUGCGGCUGUAUUUUCACUGCAAUCCGCCAUAAAUGCAGCAGCCUUCGAACACGUACUGAGCGUGCUGCUGCCCGGGAAGAACGCAUCAACGCUCGUGCCUAUCGCCGAGCAGCGCGCCAGCAUGCAUGGAGCAAGUGGUGGCGCGGUAACUGGGCACAGAGGGACAGUGAGCGCAUUGCUGACUAUGAAGAGAAGAGGGCCCUCAUCUCCGAGCAGGAAAAUGUGCUUGAAGAUGCAAUGCAAGAAGAGAUCCGGCAAUUGAGGGCAGCACACGAUGUUGUCAAUGAUCUUGUGCGAGACGCCGAAGAAGGCAGAAGUGUCAACCACCCUCCUUUCAUUUACCAACGGGAACAAACUCACGCACCCUUCUCCCCGCUAUCAACAGCAUCCACAUACCCCCCUACAUCGCUUCCUGAGAUACCUUCGCGACCACUAUCGCGGACCGAGAGUCUGCCAAGUUAUCGUUCAGACACGCCCACGGAGCCACCUGGCUAUGAUUCUGACCGAGACAUGUCUGACGUUGUCGCUAAUGGCUUUCACCAGUAUGCCGCCGCAUCCACGACAUCUGAAGUGAGCUCCCACUGGACACCUGAGAGUAGUGUUGUCGACGUGAGUCCUAGGCCUAGUGCAGAGACUCUAAGGUACCCUGUGAGCAUCUAUACUCUGGAUGAGGAAGAGUCGGACGAUGAUUGA
Bipolaris victoriae FI3 is the source of this 1803-nucleotide messenger RNA. RefSeq lists its product as hypothetical. The record is from RefSeq and is a predicted model, not a curated record. The transcript is spliced from 4 exons. NCBI's taxonomy places the organism in Eukaryota, Fungi, Ascomycota, Dothideomycetes, Pleosporales, Pleosporaceae. Bases 1 to 1803 code for a protein of 600 amino acids.